AUGAAAACUGCAUAUGACAUUAAUGGUACUAGCAAUGACGAUAAUGUGAUCAAGAAGUACAAAAAUAACAAUGGUGAUAAAAAAGAUGCUAUGUCUAGAGAAUCUAGCUCAGAUUGUAAAGCUAUAACUGAUAAUAGAGUU
Messenger RNA from Dentiscutata heterogama, 141 nucleotides. The record is from the annotation of a GenBank genome assembly. Lineage: Eukaryota; Fungi; Glomeromycota; Glomeromycetes; Diversisporales; Gigasporaceae.